Molecule: messenger RNA, 3578 nt
Organism: Myripristis murdjan (pinecone soldierfish)
Lineage: Eukaryota; Metazoa; Chordata; Actinopteri; Holocentriformes; Holocentridae
Product: integrin alpha-3-like
Exons: 29
Coding region: 283-3429 (1048 amino acids)
Biological process (GO): leukocyte migration; cell-cell adhesion; integrin-mediated signaling pathway
Cellular component (GO): external side of plasma membrane; integrin complex
Molecular function (GO): integrin binding
Source: RefSeq, a predicted model, not a curated record
AGAGAGAGAGACGGAGGAAAACUUCAGCUGCUGACAACCUGCAGGAGGAACUCUGCUUCUGCUUCUUCUUCUUCUUCUUCUUCUUCUGCUGUUCCAGGCAGAGGCAGCGUUUUCCUGUGGCGGCACCGUGGGCGUCGGACCGACAACCUCAUGAGUUGCAGGGUUUUGCGUUGGUCUCCCUGGAAUAUCUGACCUGCGGGCACACGGUCGCUCCUCCAGGAAGCAGCAAACUGCUUUCUGAUAUUUUUUGCUUUUGACCGUCUGAAGAAAAAAGUUUCCUCCAUGGCGCCCGGUGUGUGUGUGCUGCUGUGUGUGUGUGUGUUUGCGUGUGUGUGUGUGAGUGUGUGUGGGGCGUCUAACCUGGACACCGUCUACCCGCUGCUGAAGCAAGGCAGCAACGGCAGCCUGUUCGGCCUGUCUGUCGCCCUGCACCAGCAGAAAGACAACUACCUCCUGUUGGUUGGAGCUCCCAAGGAGAAGGCGGAGUCUGGUGUUCCAGCCAAUCAAACAGGAGGAGUGUACAGCUGCCCCAUCACAGCUGACCGGUCAGAAUGCUUCAGGAUGAACCUCAUUGGCUCAGACGACGACCUGGACUGGACCAAGGACCUGGUUGAGGACAUGUGGUUGGGCGUCUCAGUAGCCAGUCAGGGCCAGCCUGGGGGGCGGGUCUUGGCCUGCGGUCAUCGCUUCGUUAAGUUCUACGGCGUUCUGCAGCUCAGGCACAUGAUUGGCAAGUGCUAUAUCCGUGGCAACGACCUGCAGUACGACCCCGACGACAUCCAGUGGCAGAGCCCGCACCAGGUGUGCAGCCACAUUGGUGAGCUCAGGGGCAGUGAGAUCAUGUGUAACACGGGCAUUUCAGCUGCCAUCACCCAGACUGAGGUCAUCGUGGGCUCGCCGGGAAGCUUUGAAUGGCAAGGUAAUGUCCACGUGUCAUGGAAGAACCCAGACAGUCAGUAUGACACCAAGACCAGUGCCUUCAAGAACAUGGACCGCAGAAACAUUUAUAUAGGAUACUCAGUGACUCAAGCCCCUCACCUGUUAUCUGGGGAUGCUGUAACCAUAGUAACUGGCGCUCCUAAGGACAAUAAGAAGGACGGGCGUGGCUCGGUGCUGCUGGCGGUGAUGCGGGCGGCGGACGGCGAGCUGGAGCUGCAGCAGACUCUGCGUGGAGAGCAGACGGGCUCGUACUUCGGCAACGCCGUGGCCGCCACCGACCUCAACAGCGACGGGUGGAACGACCUCCUGGUGGGCGCUCCUUUUUUCUUCCGGCGGCAGGCGGAGGAGGGCGGGGCCGUGUACGUUUACAUGAACGCGGGCGGCCGGCUGGCGUCGCAGCCCACGCUGACGCUGCGCGGCCCGGCCGGCUCGGCGUUCGGCAUGGCGCUGGCCGCCGCCGGAGACCUGAACCAAGAUGGCUUCCAGGACUUCGCCGUCGGCGCUCCUUUCCACGGAACAGGAAGUGUGAUGAUUUGGACAGGAAGUGCCCAGGGAAUCUCCAUGAAGCCCAGCCAGGUGAUAGAGGGGCGACAGGUGUGGUCUGGUUUCAGGAUGUUUGGUUACUCCCUGUCAGGUGGGCUCGACGUCGACGGGAACAGAUACCCUGACCUGCUGGUGGGCUCUCUGGACGACACGGUCGCCCUGCUCAGGACGCGUCCAGUCAUCCACCUGAAUAAAACUUUGAGAGUGACUCCUGACAUUGUCGACCCGAACAGCUGUGACGAAUGUGUGGAGGUGGAGGUGUGUUUCUCCUACAUUAUCAGCACAGGAGACAGGAGCUACAGGGAGAACAUCACCGUCGAUUUCACCGUGGCAGCCGACGUGACACGUCACAAGACCCGCCUCCGUUUCCAUGACAACAGGCAGGAUGUGUACACUGGCUCCAUUUCGUUGACGUCAAGACGUUGUAAAGUCCUGAGACUGGGACUGGUGGAACCGAUCCAGGACAAGGUGGAACCGCUGGUGUUCUCUCUGAACGCCUCUCUGUCCGAGAAGCUGCCCAAGAACACCAGGAGACUGCAGAACCUGGACCGCUUCCCCGUGCUGAGCCAGGAACCCAAACCCAUCAGAACCCAGAUCCACAUCCAGACGGACUGUGGUGCUGAUAACCGUUGCCAUAGUAACCUCCAGAUGAAAGCCCAGUUCACCGACGAGGAGCAGAAACCCUUCCCCAGUGUGCAGGGCCUGCAGGUGUUCCAGUAUAACUCCAGCAUCAAGCGGCUGCUGCUGGAGGUCAACGUGACCAACCAGCCAGAGGCGGGACGUCCCGCAGAGGAAGCUCACAGAGCCACCCUGAACCUCACCAUCCCCCCAACACUCAAAUACUCUGGAGUGCGCUCCAAGGGUGUUGUCCCCCCUGUGCUGUGUUCAGUAAACGGGCAGGUUCUGCUGUGUGACCUGGGGAACCCGCUAAAGAGAAACCAGAAGGUUCAGGUGGUGAUCAUAUUCCAGACGUCUGAGGUCAGUUUGGACACCACAGAGAUCCACUCUGUGCUGCAGCUGUCCACGCUCAGCGAACAGUCAGACCUGUCUCCCCUCUCUCUCUCCAUGUUGGUGGAGUAUACUCUGCAGAGCGCCCUGACUCUAAUCGAGCAGCCAGGCCACGCCUACUUCAGCGGUCAUGUGAUCGGGGAGUCGGCUGUGAGGAGCACCAGCGACAUCGGCAGCCCGCUCAACUUCACCUUUCAGGUGGACGUCAUCGGGAAGCCGCUGGGUCACCUGGGCAGCCUGGAGGUGGAGUUUGAUUGGCCGUGGGAGGUGGCCAAUGGGAAGUGGCUGCUCUACCUCACAGAGAUCCUAUUGGACGGCACCUCAGAGCCCCGCUGUGUUCCGCCCGGCAACAUCGUCAACCCCCUCAACCUCAAGCUGGCGGAGCAGCUCAGGAGGAGGCGGAGUCUGGAGGUGAAGGAGGAGGAGCAAAGAGGAGAAACUCCAGCUGCCAUCAGCCUGCAGGGCCCGAGGAGGAGGAGCUUCACCCUGGACUGCGUGCACGGUGCUGCUCGCUGUGUGAAGUUCAUCUGUCCGCUGGUCAACAUGAACAACUCAGCAACUCUGAGAGUCCGAGCCAGACUGUGGGAGUCCACCAUGACCGAGGACUACAGGGAGGCGUGGAGCGUGACGGUUCAAGGUCGGGCGACUCUGAAGCUGCUGACGGACAAACGGGCGAUCAAGAUGACGACUCAGAGCACAGAGUUUAUGCUGGACGUGCGUCCGGAGCAGGCGGAGGAGCUGGACGCCGGCGCCCCCCUGUGGAUCAUCGUGCUCUCUGCACUGGCCGGAGUUCUGCUGCUGGCCGCCAUCUGCCUGCUGCUGUGGAAGUGUGGUUUCUUCAGGCGAGCCAGCACCAGGGAGACGUACGAGGCCAAGACCCAGAAGGCCGAGAGGCGGAGCCAGCCGUCCGAGGCCGAGCGGCUGACCGGCGAGCUGUGAGGCCGGCCGGUCCGGUCCGGUCCGGUCCGGUCCGGGGCCUCGGCCAACCCGCUUGUGGCUUCUUCGUGCGGCGGAGGGCGUGGCAGGGCGCGACACUCCACCAGGGGAGGAUUAUGGGUAAAGAACAGGAACGCUACACCAACGCCGAC